AUGUCUUGGGCAGAUUUGGUCAACAAUAAUUUGGUUGGCUCUGGUAAUGUUUCCAAAGCUGCUAUAUGUGGUUUCGAUGGAUCAGUAUGGGGAAAAUCUGAUAAUUUUAUGUUGGAAGCAUCAGAAGCAGCAGCAGCAGGGAAGGGGUUUCAAAAUAAAGAUAAUCUGCUAGGAACAGGCAUGAAGUUUGAAGGAGAAAAAUAUUUUGUACUGCAAGCAGAUGAUGAACGAAUUAUCGGUAAAAAAGGAUCAUCUGGAUUCUUUAUCUAUAAAACUGGAAAAGCUGUGAUAAUUUCAAUAUAUGAAGGUGGUGUUCAACCUGAACAAUGCAGCAAAACAACUGGAGCUUUGGCAGAUUACUUUAAAAGCAUAAAUUACUAA
Messenger RNA from Thelazia callipaeda (thelaziosis nematode), 381 nucleotides. The record is from the annotation of a GenBank genome assembly. NCBI's taxonomy places the organism in Eukaryota, Metazoa, Nematoda, Chromadorea, Rhabditida, Thelaziidae.